AAAGGGCAGCCCUUUCCUUCAUCGCUUUCUCCUCCCUCCACUCUCUCUCUCUCUCUCAUUCCUGAGCUCCAUCCCGUGUUAAUGUCGACUCAAGGCCAAGUCAUCACCUGCAAAGCUGCGGUGGCUUACGAGCCGAACAAGCCGCUGGUGAUCGAAGAUGUGCAGGUGGAUCCACCACAAGCUGGUGAGGUCCGGAUCAAGAUCCUUUACACCGCUCUCUGUCACACUGACGCCUACACCUGGAGCGGCAAGGACCCUGAGGGUCUCUUCCCAUGUAUUCUAGGCCAUGAGGCUGCUGGGAUUGUUGAGAGCGUUGGUGAAGGGGUAACAGAAGUUCAACCGGGAGACCAUGUCAUUCCCUGUUAUCAGGCUGAGUGCCGCGAAUGCAAGUUCUGCAAAUCUGGGAAGACUAAUCUCUGUGGCAAGGUUAGAGCUGCUACCGGUGUUGGGGUUAUGAUGAGUGACCGCAAGAGUCGUUUCUCUAUCAAUGGAAAGCCCAUCUAUCAUUUCAUGGGUACCUCGACAUUUAGUCAAUACACGGUAGUUCACGAUGUUAGCGUUGCGAAAAUUGAUCCCAAUGCUCCCCUGGAGAAAGUAUGCCUUCUUGGCUGUGGUGUUCCUACUGGUCUAGGAGCAGUUUGGAACACAGCAAAGGUGGAACCAGGGUCUAAUGUUGCCAUUUUUGGUCUUGGGACUGUUGGGCUUGCUGUUGCAGAGGGAGCAAAAACCGCUGGUGCUUCAAGGAUCAUUGGCAUUGAUAUCGACAGCAAGAAGUUUGAAGUUGCGAAGAACUUUGGUGUUAACGAAUUUGUGAACCCAAAGGACUACGAGAAACCGAUCCAGCAAGUGAUCGUUGAUCUCACAGACGGUGGCGUUGACUACAGCUUUGAGUGCAUCGGAAACGUCUCUGUGAUGAGGGCAGCUCUGGAAUGCUGUCACAAGGGAUGGGGAACGUCUGUUAUUGUGGGGGUAGCUGCAUCAGGGCAGGAGAUAUCAACACGUCCAUUCCAGCUUGUGACUGGUCGUGUAUGGAAAGGAACAGCCUUUGGCGGUUUCAAGAGCCGCUCCCAAGUUCCUUGGCUCGUCGACAAGUACAUGAAGAAGGAGAUAAAGGUGGACGAGUACAUAACCCACAACCUGACCCUGGAAGAGAUCAACAAGGCGUUUGAUCUGAUGCAUGAAGGGGACUGCCUCCGCUGCGUCCUCGGCAUGAUCUGAUCUGAAUGAACGUUCAACAACUGAUUCGUCAUGUCGGUAAAUGCCCUGUCUUCGAAUUAUCUAUAAAAAAAAUGGUUGUUUUUGCUUGCGACAGUAUGUGAUGAAACUCAAGUAUUGCCUCGAGUCGUGUUGUUUAAUAAAAGAGAUUGUCUUCCUGCUA
This is a messenger RNA of Tarenaya hassleriana, 1378 nucleotides long. RefSeq names its product alcohol dehydrogenase class-3. NCBI's taxonomy places the organism in Eukaryota, Viridiplantae, Streptophyta, Magnoliopsida, Brassicales, Cleomaceae. Gene Ontology annotation, molecular function: S-(hydroxymethyl)glutathione dehydrogenase [NAD(P)+] activity; zinc ion binding. The transcript is spliced from 9 exons. Gene Ontology annotation, biological process: formaldehyde catabolic process. Bases 82 to 1218 code for a protein of 378 amino acids. Gene Ontology annotation, cellular component: cytosol. The record is from RefSeq and is a predicted model, not a curated record.